CAAUUCAUUUUGAACGUUUUCCUUCGUUGUUUGAAAGUGACCCUGACCUGGAGCUUCCAAUCCAUUACCAAGUUUUCUGUUGUAUUGGAAUUCUCUGUCUUCCCUCUGUCUGCUUUGUGGUUUCUCUUUUCUUCUAAAUCUGAUCGGAAUCUUAACGAGUUAAUCUACUCUGGGCGGAGUAAGACUGGUGGGUCUGUCCUCUUUUUCACCUGUUGGAAGAUUACGGGCAUCUGGAAACUCUACUUUAUCUGAAGCAUAAAAUAUUUUUGGCCUAAUCAAAGACGGAUGGGCUCUGAAUGUCCACCAGCAACUGUGACUGUUCAUGUUACGGGCUUCAAGAAAUUCCAUGGAGUUUCCGAGAACCCGACAGAGACAAUUGUCAAUAACUUGACGGAGUAUAUGAAGAAGAAGGGAUUGCCUAAAGGUUUAGUUAUUGGGAGCUGUAGCAUUCUGGAGACUGCUGGUCAAGGAGCACUUGUUACCUUGUACCAGACUUUGCAAUCUGCUAUUAGCCCCAAGCCCAAGGAUUCUGAAUCUUCCAAUUCCAACAAAAUUAUAUGGCUGCAUUUUGGGGUCAACAGUGGAGCAACAAGGUUUGCCAUAGAGCAUCAAGCUGUCAAUGAGGCUACUUUCCGUUGCCCUGAUGAAAUGGGGUGGAAGCCUCAGAAAGUCCCAAUUGUUCCUUCAGAUGGCGGAAUCAUGCGAACACGAGAGACCUCCCUUCCCGCGGGCGAGAUUACAAAGGAAUUGGAAAAGAAGGGUUAUGAUGUGAUGACAUCAGAUGAUGCAGGCAGGUUUGUGUGCAAUUACGUGUACUAUCACUCCCUUCGUUUUGCAGAGCAAAAUGGGAUAAAAUCCCUGUUUGUCCACGUGCCUCUGUUCUUGACGAUAGAUGAGGAGACUCAAAUGCAAUUUAUUGCUUCCUUGUUAGAAGUACUUGCUUCUACAAGUUAGUCUCAUAUUCUCGGACCUUACCCUUCAUUAUUCUGCAGCUGGAAGGCUCAUGAAUGUUCAGGAGUGUUACUUGACUGAAAUUCCAAAAUAAUGUAAAAAAUUGAAUUAUUGUAUUUAAAUGGAAAAGUUAAUGAAAUGUGCAUAUGUAGCACUCAGGCAUUUGCUUUGACAUCUUCCACGUGUUACUUUGUGUGGUUAAAUGUUCAUUUUCUGUAAAAUUAAACUGCUCGUGUUUUAGAAUGAAACAUGCUUCAUAGGAA
Messenger RNA from Neltuma alba, 1214 nucleotides. RefSeq names its product pyrrolidone-carboxylate peptidase-like. Lineage: Eukaryota; Viridiplantae; Streptophyta; Magnoliopsida; Fabales; Fabaceae. The coding region runs from base 286 to 954 and encodes 222 amino acids. Gene Ontology annotation, molecular function: pyroglutamyl-peptidase activity. Gene Ontology annotation, biological process: proteolysis. The record is from RefSeq and is a predicted model, not a curated record. Gene Ontology annotation, cellular component: cytosol. The transcript is spliced from 5 exons.